Molecule: messenger RNA, 3010 nt
Organism: Thecamonas trahens ATCC 50062
Lineage: Eukaryota; Apusomonadida; Apusomonadidae
Product: SIR2 family Histone deacetylase
Exons: 1
Coding region: 1-2457 (818 amino acids)
Biological process (GO): proteolysis
Molecular function (GO): NAD+ binding; aspartic-type endopeptidase activity; protein binding
Source: RefSeq, a predicted model, not a curated record
AUGCUUGCCGCCGUCGGUGCAGUAGGCCUAGCAAUGGGCGGCGCUGUGGCCUACGCCCGUUGGCGCUCCUGGGCGCAGGCAUCGCACCGCGAGCAAAUGGAAGCUCUGCUCCUCGAGCCGACCACGAGCGCUGAGCAAGUACUCGAUCUCGUGAGCCACAUGCCAGCUGAGCAUGUGGCAGAGCUACGGAGUCGAGAUGACGGCGAUACGAUGCUGCAUGUUCGGGCAAGAGCCAACGAUCCGAAGAGUUUGGAGGUCAUCAAUAGACUCCUCGCUCACGUGGCGGACGUCGACCUGACCGUCUCUCCGCCCAUUCUCGAUGUCACCAACGGAUACGGAUGUACCGUACUGCAUGUAGCAGCUUUGGCCGAUGCAAGCGAUGUCAUAUCGUGGGCACUCGUCGACUCGCCGUGCCAUGGUACUGUGGUCCGCGAUUGGUGCAACGCUCUCACGCCCGAGUCCAAGUGGACUGCCAUGCACCUAGCAGCGGCUGAGGGCCACGAGGAGGCAGCCCGCGCGCUUGUCGACAGCUACGCACUCUGUGGCUGGGACGAUGCUGCUGCCGUGGACGAGCUGGCGAAUACAAAGGACGCUCACGGCCACACCCAGCUCUUCAUCGCCCUCCAUAAUCGCCACCCGCCCAUCGCCGCCCUCCUGCUCGAGCUCGGCGGCGACCCGAGCAUCGCCUGCGGGCGCAACCUCCUCACUGGCUUGCACUCGGUGGCAGCAACGGGUCAUGCCGAGCUCGCAGAGGCUGUCAUCGCCGCCCUGCGCGCCGCCGGCACCCUCGAGCGCACGCUCGCCGCCCGCAGCGCCACCGGCGAGACGCCCGCUGCUUUGGCCGCCGGAUCGGGCCACGCUCACGUGCUGCGGCUUUUGCUUGAUGCUGGCGCCGACGUCAACACAGUGACCAAAGGCGGCGAGUCGCUGUUGGCGUUGGCGGCGGCACACGCCCGUCAAGACGACGCAGCGCUGGCUAUCUUUGAUCUCGUCCUCGCUCAUCCGGCCCUGGACGAGUCCAUCCUCGUGGCGCCGAAUCGGUUUGGCUCGACCGCGCUCCACGAGAUCGCGAGUCUCUGCCGGCCUACACUUGCGCGUGCCCUCAUCACCGCCGCCUCGGCGCCGCACACCCUCGCUGCCAUGCAGGACUACGAUGGAAUGACGCCAAUCCACGCGCUGGCGCGCGCGGUGCGGACGAUUGGCGACCGCGCGGUGGAGACCUUUGCCGCCAUCGCCGCCGCUCUUCAUGAUCCUGCUGUCGUCGCUGCUGUCGUCAACACGCUCGACUAUGGUGAAGCCUCGCCGCUGCACGCGCUGGUGUGGAAGGCAGAAAGCAUGUCAGCGGUCGCGCUCCUCGAGGCGCUCCUCGAUGCCGGCGCAGAUCCGACCAUCGAGAGCGAGCAGGGGUGGAGCCCGCUGCACGUGGCCUACAACAUGCGCGGGCCAGACGCUCGCGUUGCCGACGCAGUGCUUGCUGCGCUCACCUCCCGGUGGCCGCCCGCGGCGCUGGAUCGCUUUGACAAGGACAAGCGCCGCAAUCUGGAUGCCAAGGGCUACAUCGCGCGGCGCGGGCCGCACAACCGCAUCCCCAUCGCAGAGCGCAGGGCGGUGCUGGGUGGCGAGUUUACGCCCGCCGGCGUAGCAGAUUACCUCCAGCGGCUCGGGCGGACGCCACGGAUCGUGGUACUGGCCGGCGCCGGCCUCUCGGUGAGCGCGGGCAUUCCGGCGUAUCGGACAAGCGAUGGGGUGUACUCGACCGCAGCGGGGCGGUCAGCGUUCCAGGCGUCGGCGGUCGCUAGCGAUCCAGUCAGCUUCUACGCCAAGAUGGCGGAGCUGUUUGGCGGCGUGGUGACCGGUGAGAUCACGCCGACGAGUGCCCACUACUUUGUGGCUGAGCUCGCGGCACGCGGCGAGCUUGCCGCCAUCCUCACCCAGAACGUGGACAUGCUCGAGGUGGCGGCCGGCAUUCCGGCCGACAAGAUUGUCGAGGCUCACGGGACGAUGCGCCGGUUCCGCUGCCUGGAUCCGAUGUGCUCGAGCGAAGCGGUUAGCGGCGAGGCUGUGUGGCCGCGAGUCCUCGCAGGCGAUGUUCCGGUUUGCGCAGCGUGCGGCUCCACGCUCCGGCCCUGUGUGGUGUUCUUUGGCGAGGGCUUGCCUGCCUCGUUUACCGAGGCACGGAACACCGUGAUGGAACACGCCGACCUGCUCAUCGUCAUCGGCACCUCGCUCAUGGUCUAUCCAUUUGGGGCGCUGGUCAACGAGGUCUCGCUCCUCACCCCGCGGGUGCUCAUCAACCGCGAGCCGGUCGGCCCCUUUGUCCACCACACCUCCGACGCCAACUACCGCGACGUGGCACUGCUUGGCGAUGCCGAUGAUGGCGCACAUGCUCUGGCAGCCUCGUUUGGAUGGCCGGCGGACUGGGCCGAGCGUGCCGCAGCUCGCGCCGCCGGCUCGUGACCGCCAGGCCCGGCCGCCAGAGUCGUGAGAGCAAGAAAGUGACUGCGGACAAGAUUGAUGUUACUGCAGCGAAUGUGCGCGAGGCCAGGACAAAGAGGCCAGGGCUCCUGCCUUGUGAGGGCGAGCAGGACGCGCUCACGUGGACCAGCGGCGAGAUUAUCUUAGGCGCAAGCCUCCUUGAGGUAGGCGAUGAGGUCAGCGCGCUCCUGGGCCUUCUUGAUGCCGGCGAACGCCAUCUUGGUGCCCGGGAUGUACUUCUUCGGCUUCUUCAGGUACGCGAAGAGGGUGUCCUCCUGCCAGAGGAUGCCAGCAUCGCGGUUAGCCUUGGUGUACGCGUAGCCGGGCUUGGUGCCCGAGACACGACCAAAGAGGCCAUGGAGGCCGGGGCCAGUCUUGUCGGCCUAUCCCCCAGCAACCGUGGCCAUCGUCAUCGUCAACGCCAUCGUCAUCGUCAUCGUUAUCGUCGUCGUCAUCAUCGGAUCAUCCGUGAGUCGCACCCAAUACAGUCGCUGCCUCGACACACUCCCCACACACACACGCAUACACAAACACA